AUGAAUAGGAACGAAGAAAUUCUUUCCAAGGCGACGCCUAACUUUAUAUACAAAUUUUUCACCGAACCCAGCUCACAGGAAAGCAUAGGCUGGUUAAACUCGCAGGUAACGUUAAUAUGUUUCAGUCAAAUGAAUGCUGGGGCCAAUCAGAUUUUUUUAAAAGUCAUCGAUGGAACCAUCCCGCCGCAGUACUAUGCCAUUCUACACGUGGGGGCGGAGGAACGAGGCAUCACCACUACCCCCCUCUCCUAUGUAAAGAAAUUGAUAGCCAUAGAAAAUUUCUCCAUCACAAAUUACUAUGGGAAGCUUUUCAUACUAACAAAAAAGCUUAGAGUGGUUAUGAGUGUAGACCACCUGGAUAUUGAGGACCUCUUUAGGAGGUACCAGCUGCAGAGUAUUUCCUACCUGCUACUCAACACAAAAGGGGAAAACGGAUCUAAGGAUGGGGGCUCUGGAGCCGUCAGAAAAUACAACGGAGAGGGGAAAGCCAAAAUCAGCAACAUUAUUUCCCCCUAUUCAAAUGAACACGGAAAUGAGGACAAAACGAGGGAAUGUAAUUAUUACCCCCGUGGAGGGAGCGCAGCAGGAACAGAAGCACAAUACAGUAAUAAUGUCAUCCCCCCAGCUAGAUAUUCCAAAUUGAGUGAUCGCCAGGAAGGGGACACCAGAGCUGACAACUACGACAGGUGUCAACGGGUGUCGGGAGAAAAUUUGAUCAGGGAGCCGAUGGCCAAGAAUGGCACUGCUGCAUAUGGGGAGAGACAGCCCUAUGUGGAUAAAUCCUCUUACGUGGAGAGGCCUCCGUAUAGGGAAUCGCUCGCCGGAAGGGACGCCCCACAAAACUACCACCCCGGCAGAAUGACAGAAGAUACGGGAAGGGGGAAGCAAUUCCCUAAAAGAUUGAGUGACCCCCCCCUCAACACGGCCAAGUUCGCGCAUGGGGAGAGUUCCAUCGGUCGUGAUUAUCUCCCGUACGGUGCAAACGAAUUGGAAAGGAACCCCCACGAGGCCACAUCUCUCUUGCACCAAAAGAACCCCAUUUCGCAGAGGGAGGAGAGCCAGCCCUACAACAAACGAAACAACACCACAGUGUAUGACCCGAACGGAGCAAACAGUGCAAAUAGGGAAAAUAGUGCUUAUCGAAGGAACCAUUACAGUAGCGGUAAGAGCAGGACGCAAAACAUUGCAGGAGAGCUGAACAACAGCAGAAGCGGAAACAGUUACGACCCCGGAGUCGGACCCCUCAUGGGCUCAAGCGUGUACAGAGAAGAACCUCCUUUGGAGGAAAACAUUAGUAGAAGUCACCCCAAGCCGCACACGAGCAAUCCGAAAGCCUAUAUGUACGAGGGGGAAAUGGGGGAAGGACCAGCUGGGUCGGGAGCAGCCACCCCCGGGGAGUAUAAGGGUCGAUAUGCCCUCACUGGGAAUAACCCAGAGAGGGGGGGCCCCCCCGAACAGAGGAGCUAUUACCAAAGUGGAAGAGGGAACAGCAACAUGAGCAAGGGAGGAAGUGGAGCGCGUGACGACUAUUACUACCCUCCCCGUGAUGCAGAAGAGGGUGAUAACUCCAGAAACGUGGAUGAUGAGGCUUAUUACGGAAGGGCGGGGGCCCAACACAGGAAUGGCAUAGGAAGGGGAAACUCUCAUGAGGCGGGCACGAAAAUGGCUGCCGGGGGAAGAAAUGGUCUGAAUUACAACGGAGAGAUGGCGAAGCUUAGUAGGAGCGAAGAGGCAAUACAGGAGAGGUAUGUCCCUUCUGAGGGGGUGACCAAUGGAGGGGAUUACCGUCCCAGGGGGGUGAGCAAUUAUGGCCCUUCUGGUAUAGGAAGCGGGGGCUAUGACAAUAACGGAAGUGGCUACCGGGGAGAGGCGGAAUCCAUCAAGAAGGCGAGGAGGGAAAGUAUGGGGAGUCUACAAGAGACGAAGGAAACACUAAACGACAUGGAGGAGUAUGCAGCAGACAGGAGGUGCGAGACCAAAAGCAUUCUUAAAGAAAAUACCUCCACUAGGAACAACAGGAAGUGUGCCCCAUACCAGCAAAGUAACAAUCCAGUAAUGAAGAUAAAUGACGGCAUUUUAAUGCAAAUAAAUAAGCUGUCCCAAUAUUCAUCCAAGUGGAUAAUCAAGGCGAGGGUUCAGUCCAAGGACAACGUGAGAAGGUUCUACUCAGGAAACAAAGAGGGGAAGGUAUUUAAUAUCGAACUCUGUGAUGAAGAUGGAGAAAUCAAAGCAAACUUUUUUGGAAAGGCAGUGGACAAAUGGUAUGAUUACCUGCAAGUGGGAAAAAUCUAUAAAAUUAGUAAAGGAAACAUCAAGGCAGCCAACAAAAAAUUCAACACACUAAAACAUGACUGCGAGAUUACGCUGGAUGAAAAUUCCAUUAUAGAGUUGUUGGAAGAAAAUGAUAACAUCCCCAAAUUUAUUUACAACUUUGCAUCUAUAGAUACGAUAAAAAAUAUGAACACAGGUUCGCUAGUCGAUGUAAUAGGAGUGGUAUUCACCUUCCAAGAAAUGAUGCAGGUACUGAUCAAGAAGACAGGACAGUACAAAGAGAAGAGGGACUUAAUUCUCAUCGAUGAUAGCAACGAGACCAUCAAUGUAACUCUCUGGGGAGAACAUGCCUUGAAAAUUGAAGAAGGGUACCUAAGAGAUAACAGCAUAAUCUCCUUUAAGUAUUUAAAAGUUGCAGAGUGGCAGGGGAAAAAGCUGGAAUCCCACCCUAAGACCAAGAUUGACGUAAACCCAGAAAUUGAUAGAGCACACAUGCUACAGAAUUGGUGGAGUAGUAACAAAGAGAACCUUUACAGCUCGGUGAAUGUAAACACGAAUAGCUUCAACAUCGAGUUGCAGAAAACCAUUGAAGAAAUUAAAAAGGAUGUUAAUUUGGCUAAUGAAGAUGCUUUAUCAGGGAAAGGGAUCGUUUUUACCACCUUCGGUUUUAUUGAUCAUAUUUAUAACUCCAUCCCGGUGUACUCCGCUUGUCCCGAUUGCAAUAAAAAAAUGAUUAUCAACGUCGUGGAGGAGGAAGAAGACGACAUUGAUUCAUCCCAAAUGAUGGACCAAUCCAUGUACUGUGCCAAGUGCAACAAAAAUAACACCCCCAUAUAUAACUACUACAUAAAUCUGAAAAUUACAGACAGCACGGACUCCUUGAGGGCCUCUGCCUUUGCUGGGUGCGCUCGUACUAUCAUGAACGGCCUGUCCGCCGACGAGUUUAUGGCCCUGAGGCAGGAGUACGUCACGGAUGAGAAUAUCGAGAAUUUCGACCUGAUUGAGAAGGCAAAGCUGAAGGAGUUUUUUUUCCGCAUCAAGGCAUACAUGACGUCCCACAUGGAUGAGCUGAAGAAGAACUACACCAUCAUCGAGAUCAUCCCGCUGAGCAAGCUGCUCGUGGAAAACUGCAGGUAUUUGAUCCGGUCCAUCCGCAGCUUGACGGAGAAGCAGUGA
This is a messenger RNA of Plasmodium inui San Antonio 1, 3447 nucleotides long. Its product is annotated as replication factor A1. Lineage: Eukaryota; Apicomplexa; Aconoidasida; Haemosporida; Plasmodiidae. The record is from RefSeq and is a predicted model, not a curated record. The transcript has a single exon. The coding region runs from base 1 to 3447 and encodes 1148 amino acids. Gene Ontology annotation, molecular function: nucleic acid binding.